AAUUAUUCCAAUGAAUUCGUUUUCAUAUUUUUUUAAUUUCUUCGAAAAUAAAAUAUUAUUUAUAGGGAAAUGAUGUUUAUUCAUGAAUUACAUCGCUAACGUAAUUUGUCCAAUGUUAUGAAACUAAUGUUGCUUGGUUUACAUUACUUUUAAUUUCCAUAUCAAAAGUAGUAAAUACUAUUUAUUUCAGUUUCAGUUCUAUUUCGACUCGUAACGUAAGUAUUGACAGAGUAAGUCGCAAGUCAGAUUUCUAACGAGUAAGAUGGAAUGGAGCAAUGUAUUAAAUCCUACCGUUAGAGUGAAAGAUGAGCCUCUUGAUGAACCUUUCAACGAUGAUAAUGAUUACAAAAUAAUUGACACUACACCCGUUACUCGAAAUGUCAAAUACGAAAGGUUUUGGCAAGAAAAUUCAGGCCAAAUGCUUCAAGAAAUUGACAAAAAUCAUGAAAAUGAAUAUGACGACAUCCAAAUCGAAAUGGAAUGUACCGACAUGAAGCCCAACUUAUUGGCGGUUAUGAAAAUUGAAGAUUAUUCUUCAAAUCAAUGGCCGAAUAGUGACGAGUAUGAAACUGGAAGCAAAAUAAAACUAGAAACUGUCGGGACAGUGAAGAAAGAAAUUUUAAGCGACGAAGAAACUGAUUUGAAUUCCAGACGUGAACUCAGCGAACAAACUGAAACAAGAAGUGUUUCAAAAAAGUCGAUCUGUAAGAAGAGUCUUAAAGCACACGUGGGUAUAGUGCAAAGUGGUAUCAAUUAUGCAUGCGAUAUAUGCCAAAAGACAUUCUCAGACAAGAGUAAUCUGAAAAAACAUAUCGAUUCGGUGCAUAAUAAAGUCCGGCAUGCAUGCGAUAAAUGCCCAAAGACAUUCUCAGACAAGGGUUAUCUCAAAAAGCACAUAGGGUCGGUGCAUAAUGGUGUCGGACAUGCAUGCGAUAGAUGCCCAAAGAAAUUCUCAGACAAGAGUGGUCUGAAAAGGCACAUCGAUUCGGUGCACACGAGAGUCGGACAUGGAUGUGAUAUUUGCCAAAAGACAUUCUCAGACAAGAGUAAUCUCAAAAUACACAUCGAUUCCGUGCAUAAUGGUGUCAGACAUGCGUGUGGUAUUUGCCAAAAGACAUUUCCACACAAGGGUUAUCUCAAAAUCCAUAUCGAAUCGAAACAUCAUAAAAUUACGCAUCCUUGUAAUAAAUGCCAAAAGACAUUCACAGAUAAGGGUUAUGUAAAAAAACACAUCGAUUCGAUGCAUAAUGGUGUUGGACAUGCAUGCGAUAUUUGCGGAAACACAUUCACACGAAGACAUCAUCUCAAAACCCACAUAGAAUCGGUGCAUAAUAGUGUCAGACAUGCAUGCGAUAUUUGCGAAAAGACAUUCACAACAAAGUAUUAUCUCCAAAACCAUAUCGAUGCUGUGCACAAUGGAGUUGACUUCGCAUGUGAAGUGUGCGGAAAUAGAUUCACACUAAAAUAUUAUCUCAAAAGGCAUAUGGAUGCGGAGCACAAUGGAAUUACCCAUCCAUGUGAUAUGUGCACAAAGAAAUUUAUUGCGAAAAGUAGUCUGAAAGCCCAUAUCGAUGCUGAGCACAAUGGAAUCACCCACGCAUGUGAUUUCUGCGAAAAAAAAUUUAAAUAUCAGAAUUAUCUCAAUAAGCAUGUGAAAUCUUCGCAUAAUGUUAUAACCCAUUCAUGCGAGACAUGCGGCAAGACAUUUGGACAGAAAAGAAAUCUCAGAGCUCACAUCGAUGCGGCGCAUCGCUCACGCAAUGUGACUUAAUAAAUUUAUCGAAAAUACUAUAAAAACAAUACAUUUUAAUAUAAAAAGAGCCAGAACAUGUUUCUUAAACAAUAAAUCGAUUUAUCCCUUAGCUUUAUAAUUUUACUUUGAAUCUUAAUUCUUAUUAAAUUCUUUAUUAUUCUGAUAAUCUGUACCGAUGGUUCACAAUAUGACACUGACGAAUUUACUGUAUAUCAUAUAUCAAACCGGUUCUAUAUAAAUUUUUUUUUGAU
This is a messenger RNA of Trichogramma pretiosum, 2004 nucleotides long. RefSeq names its product zinc finger protein draculin-like. The transcript is spliced from 3 exons. Bases 263 to 1771 code for a protein of 502 amino acids. Lineage: Eukaryota; Metazoa; Arthropoda; Insecta; Hymenoptera; Trichogrammatidae. The record is from RefSeq and is a predicted model, not a curated record.